ACUGGUAAGAGAUGCUUAAUUUCUGUGUUCUAUAUCAAUGUCCACAGUAUAAUAGAGUAACUCAGGGAUAUUACUCUCCAGCCAUGCGGUACGCUCUUUUUUCAUUUCUGUUAUACAUCACGUAUUGGGUCUUUCUGGUCAAGGGCGCACGGACAUUGGAUAAUGUGGAGCGCUACGAUGUAGUCCGACCUCAAAGACUGACUAGUCGGGUCAAAAGAAACAUCUCAAACCAGGUUUAUCCUGAUCAUCUACAGUAUGCAUUAACCGUUGAUGGAAAAAAACACACUAUUCAUCUGGAGAAAAAUAGGCAACUUUUCGGGAGGCAUUACACUGAAACACACUAUUCAAAAGAUGGAAGGCGGGUGACAACGUUUCCAAAUGAGGACCACUGCUAUUAUCAUGGUCAUAUUCAAGACCUUGAGGAUUCAUCAGUUAGUGUUGGACUCUGUUCUGGAAUUAGUGGCUUCCUGAGGGCAGAGCAGAGAGUCUACCUGAUUGAGCCUUUAGAAGAGACUGUCGAAGGAGAGCAUGCUCUGUAUAGGCAGGAACACCUCAGAGCCAACAGUACCCGCUGUGGUCACUCCAACGACAGCCUUGUCUUUGACCAUGACCAGGACCUGGGCCCCAGGCUCUCAGGCCUCUACAAGUCCAGUGGCCUGAAACGCAAACUCAUCACCGGGCCUCAAAAAAUUGUGGAGAUGUAUCUGGUGGCUGAUAACGCAGAGUUCAGUAGGUAUGGAAGCAAAACCAGAGAUCGGAUGCUGGAAAUUGCCAAUCAUGUUGACAAGUUGUAUCAGGCAUUGAACAUCCGGGUCAUGUUGGUGGGCUUGGAAAUAUGGACUUCUGGGGAUAAAAUUGACGUCUUGGCCAGUCCUGAAGAUACCUUGGAAAGGUUUCUCAAGUGGCGUCAAGACGUCCUUCUGAAGAGGGCUAAGCAUGACAAUGCCCAGUUCAUCACCGGUAUAGACUUCAUGGGCGACACAGUUGGACUGGCAAAUAAACUUGCCAUGUGCACUGGAAGUUCAGGUGCAGUCAACCAGGACCACAACAGGAACCCUAUAGGAGUUGCAUCCACCAUUGCUCACGAGAUGGGCCACAACCUGGGAAUGUCCCACGACACCUCUGGCUGUACCUGCGGGACUUUGCAGUACAGCGACAACUGUGUCAUGACCGAUCGGGUCAGGUCAGUUUACCCAGAGCUGUUCAGUAGCUGCAGUCGGGAGCAACUGAGGGACUUCCUGGAGAGAGCCAAUCCCAGUUGUCUGCUGGACACGCCUGGCUCUGAUAGGCUGUAUCUGGGCCCCGCCUGUGGCAAUGCCUUCCUGGACCCUGGAGAGGAAUGUGACUGUGGAACUGUAAAUGAGUGUAAGAAUCCCUGCUGUGACCCCACAACCUGUCGUCUCACUCAGGGUUCCAGCUGUGCCCAUGGAGAGUGCUGUGAAAACUGCAAGCUCAAACAGUCAGACAGUUUGUGUAGAGCAGCUUCCACUGAUUGUGACCUGGCAGAGUAUUGCACUGGGAUGUCAGAGCGUUGCCCUGAAGAUACCUUCCAGAUGAACGGGAAACCCUGCAACUCCGAUCAAGGCUACUGCUACAAUGGACAGUGUCCAACACUUCAGCAACACUGUAGGAGACUUUGGGGACCAGCGGCCCAGGUAGCCACAGAUAACUGCUUCGAUUUAAACAUGGGUGGCAGUGAAGGAGCCAACUGUGGAAGGACCAAAUAUGGCUUUGAGCGCUGCACACAGCUGAACAGAAAAUGCGGGAUACUCUUUUGCUCAGGAGGAGAUGAGUAUCCCAUCACUGGGCUAAAAGCCUUUUAUAGCAUGCCGAAUGGGGAAAAAUGUAACAAAGCAGUGGACCAGGAUAAAAUAAGAUCCCUCGACAUGGUCCCGACCGGAACCAAAUGUGGGAUGAAUAUGGUUUGCUAUGACCACAAAUGUCAAGAUGUCAAGGUCUUUGGCCAAACGUCAGACUGUUCAUCGAAAUGCCACAACAAUGGGGUGUGCAAUAACAAGGGUCAGUGCCACUGUAACCCAGGCUGGGCUCCUCCCUACUGUGACAUCACCUAUUCAGACUUGCCUCGAGAGAAGUUUGGCAUCAUGGCUGGCGUCUCAGCAGCCGUGGUUGUCUUGUUUCUGCUCACAUUCCUGGUUGCGGGGCUGAUGUGCUGCAAGAAGGACAAGAGAGAAAACUACACCUCCAAAAGAAAAGUCCACUCUACCUCGGGCCAGUUGAACCCAAUGUUCCGGGAGAGGGAUCAGAAGUCCCGUGAAAUCAGCCAACCUACCUUCAUGGAGACCUCUGCAAAACAAGCCUGCACCCCUCUGUUUGUCACUGUGGUCCCCUCCAGGCCCCCUCCACAGCCCCCAAUGGAUUUUCCUGCAGCGUCGCGUGGGUCUCGGACUGAACCGAGUAAAAGACUUCCUCCAACAAAGCCUUUGCCGACUGUGAAUUGCAAACCGAAAACCACGCCUGUUGUCCAAGUACCACCAGCAAAGCCCAGUCCUCCUCCAGUGCCUCCAGUCAAACCCACAGCAUCAAAGCCUGUUGUCCAAAUGCCACCAGCAAAGCCCAGUCCUCCCCCAGUGCCUCAAGUCAAACCCACAGCAUCAAAGACCUUAGGAACAGGCCACAAGACUGCACUGAAGCCUCCCCCCAUGCCACGUCGAUGAGGAUGAUGACUGCUGCACCGGGCAGUCGGGUGACUCAUAGGGAGACAGGGCUUCAAUGUGUCCAGUACUCAUUUCAGACUCUAGGAGGUCCUGGGUGACCACACCUGAAGUAAACUGUAGAGAAUAUCUUUGAAGACUCGACAGUAACAUGGAGGGGGUUUCUGAAAAUGGGCUGCUCAACUGCAGAGGAAAAGUUGUUUGGGAAAUGUUGGUGCAAAACAUUUGUGGUGUGUUUUGUCAUGCAGUGUUUUCCCCGCCCCCACAACUAUUGUAAAGUGGACCACUCCUUUUUAUAAGAACCUAGCAGUUGCACUUUUAUAAGUUCUUGCAAUAUUUUCACCUUUUAUGGGGGCUUAAACCUGUCUUUGUGGAAUUGUACUCAUGAAUGUUAAUUUAAUGUUUGUUAUGCCAGUGGGUGCCUUUUUUACGAAGAUGUUUUUAUUACACUGAUAUUAUUAUUAUUAUUAUUUUUUAAAGAUAUGACUUAUGAUUGGUACAAGUUAAAGGUAGGCUUGAAGAAAUGUAAUCACGUGUACUGCAUAAUGCCUGAUUAUUUCGACGUGCAAUAAUUCAAUUCAAUGCCUGGAAACUUGAUUGUUGCAAAUAAUAAACAAUUGCCUAAUCAAAUC
Molecule: messenger RNA, 3304 nt
Organism: Esox lucius (northern pike)
Lineage: Eukaryota; Metazoa; Chordata; Actinopteri; Esociformes; Esocidae
Product: disintegrin and metalloproteinase domain-containing protein 8
Exons: 23
Coding region: 12-2675 (887 amino acids)
Biological process (GO): regulation of cell-cell adhesion; positive regulation of membrane protein ectodomain proteolysis; inflammatory response
Molecular function (GO): cell adhesion molecule binding; metalloendopeptidase activity
Source: RefSeq, a predicted model, not a curated record